Messenger RNA from Erythranthe guttata (spotted monkey flower), 1304 nucleotides. The record is from RefSeq and is a predicted model, not a curated record. NCBI's taxonomy places the organism in Eukaryota, Viridiplantae, Streptophyta, Magnoliopsida, Lamiales, Phrymaceae.
AAAAAAAAGGAUUUCAAAUUUUAAAAUAAUUAAUAUUUCAUCGCGCUUAACAUUAUUAUUUUGUUGAGUGAAUUGUAAAUAAAUGAUGCAUAGUAAAUGAAUUAGGAGUUGCUAACAUGUAGGCACGUCCUGGGUUGGGUUUUAACAAAAAAAUAAUGUUUAUGAGCCUAUAAAUACCACCUUAACUAUCAAUCUAUGGCAUCCACACGCACAUUAAUUCCAAUAAUCAACACUUUUCUCUUGUAUUAAUCAAGAGAGAUAUAUAUCAUAUUGUAGCUAGAGCUACCUAGCUACAAUAUAUAAUGGCAGCCCUAACAAAUUCCCAUGCAGUCGUCAUAAUUGGGUUGCUUCUCUCUUGCUUCAUAUUGUUUGUUUCAGCCGCUGAUGAUAAUUCAACCGCAGCCCUCACAGUUGGCUUCUACAAAAACUCCUGUCCCUUUGCAGAAAUCAUUGUCCGAAAAUACGUCAACAAAUUCGUCACUUUCAACCCUGGUUUUGCUGCUGGCCUUAUCAGGCUGCACUUCCACGAUUGCUUUGUCAGGGGUUGUGAUGCUUCUGUGUUGUUGGAUGGAAAAAACUCGGAAAAGCAAAGUAUACCAAACAAGGGAAGCCUACGUGGGUUCGAAAUAAUAGACGCAGCAAAAGCAGAACUUGAGGUGAAAUGCCCUGGAAUUGUUUCAUGUGCAGACAUUCUCGCCUUCUCAGCCAGAGACAGCGCCUGGAAAGCUGGCAACAUAUUCUACGAAGUACCCGCUGGACGCCGUGAUGGAAAUGUAUCCAACACACUCGACCCACUUCUAAAUCUUCCCCCGCCCUUCUUCAACGCAACUCAACUCAGGGACAAUUUUGCAAGAAAGGGUCUCACACUCGACGAAAUGGUUACACUUUCAGGGGCUCACUCCAUUGGAAUUGCUCAUUGUACUUCCUUCUUAGGACGUCUAUACCCGACAGUGGACCCCACUCUGGACCCCAAGUACGCUGCUAAGUUGAAAAAGAUAUGCCCUGCGCCUGUUGCUAAUGCGACCGGUCCACCGAAAGUGAACCCCACAGUCAAUCAGGAUACCAUCACUCCGAUUCGUUUGGACAAUUUAUACUACUUGGGAUUGAAGCAGAAGAAGGGGCUUUUUACGUCGGAUCAGGAUCUUAUGACAAGCCCUUUGACUUCCAAUAUUGUUCUCAACAAUAUUCAGUUUGGUGGUGUGUGGGCUACCAAGUUUGCUGCUGCCAUGGUCAAAAUGGGAAAUAUUGAUGUACUCACCGGCGUCCAGGGCGAGGUCAGGGAACACUGCCGCCACAUCAACUGA